Fusarium graminearum PH-1 is the source of this 2055-nucleotide messenger RNA. RefSeq lists its product as uncharacterized. Gene Ontology annotation, molecular function: ATP binding; 3'-5' DNA helicase activity; four-way junction helicase activity. Gene Ontology annotation, cellular component: nucleus; cytoplasm; chromosome. The coding region runs from base 1 to 2055 and encodes 684 amino acids. Gene Ontology annotation, biological process: double-strand break repair via homologous recombination. Lineage: Eukaryota; Fungi; Ascomycota; Sordariomycetes; Hypocreales; Nectriaceae. The transcript is spliced from 8 exons. The record is from RefSeq and is a predicted model, not a curated record.
AUGGGUAUCCCCGAUGACGACUUCGACUCUGGGGACGCGCUCUUUGACGAUGUGGAUGAAGAUGACCUCAUAUUCGACGGUGUCGAAGAAUCUGAUCUGAUCGAAAAGACCCCUGGAAAGCACAGCAGGGGCAAAGAGAACGACAAUGUUCCCGUCAAAAAGGCUCGGCAUGGCUCCAUCAGCACAACCAAUGGUCAGCUUGGUGAGACUCAAAGACUCCAGAUUGCGCAGAGAAUAUUAGCAGACAACUUCCGCUACAAAUCCUUUCGACAUGAGCAAGAAGCCGCCAUCAGCAGAAUUCUGAACGGAGACAACGCCCUUGUUGUCUUUCCCACUGGAGCCGGAAAGUCACUUUGCUACCAGAUACCUGCCAUCGCCUUUCCAGAGAUGGACAAGGUGACGAAAGAACGACAUGCCGAUGAUUCCGGCAUCACCAUCGUUGUUUCACCCUUGAUCGCUCUGAUGAAGGAUCAAGUCGAUGCCCUCAAGCGAAAGGGCAUCGCAGCAGAAUGCAUGGACUCAACCAAGACGUGGGAGGAAAUACAAAAUAUCAACAAAGAUCUCCGCGAGGGCAAGCUGCGCCUCUUGUACUGCGCCCCCGAGCGCCUCAACAAUGAAGGAUUCGUUGGCAUGAUGAAGUAUGUCAAGGGCGGAGUCAGACUGAUUGGUGUGGAUGAGGCACAUUUUGCACGAUUCGUCAAAGAGAUCCAAGCGGAGCGUGUCAUUUGCCUUACAGCUACAGCCACGCCUCCUGUAAUCGACGACAUUUCCUACGAUUGGAAGCAGAGGCUGUCCAAGCGAAAGAUGACAAGUACGGUCUUUUCUGAAGAGUUGGCGCAACAUCUCACCGGGAAGGGCUUUCCUGCCGCUCAUUUCCACGCCGGCAUGAAGAUAGAGGAAAAGAAGGCGAUCCAAGAUGAUUUCAUGACAUCCAAGAUCCAGACUGUUGUGGCUACCAUCGCCUUUGGCAUGGGCAUCGACAAGCCAGACAUCCGGAAUAUUAUUCAUUGGGAUGUCCCCAGCACCGUCGAAGAAUACUGCCAACAAGUCGGCCGCGCUGGUCGUGAUGGCAAACAGAGCUACUGUAUGCUGUACCUCUGCCGCGAAGACUUUUGGAUCCGCGAAAACUUUGCCCGUGGCGACCUUCCGUCACGGAACUCUUUACGCGAUCUUCUCAAGGAUAUUUUCGACGACGACGUGGUCAACCUCCGCCAAGGCGAGACUUUCAAGGUCAGCCACUACGGCCAGUCUACGAAAUUCGACAUCCGUAUCAGCCCCCUCAGCGUGAUCUACGCAGCGUUGGAAUUGAAGUUCAAUCUCAUUCGCGCCACGACGCCAGAGUACAGCUCGUACAAGUUCGAAGCAACCUCGAGUUACUUCCCUCGCCUCAAGGUCAUCAAUACACCAGAGAGUAAAGCCAUUCUUCAACACGCAAAGAAAGCAAAAAAGUUCCACUCCAUCGACCUGACACAGGUAGCCAACAAAGAGGGAUUGCGACGAAGUGAUUUGGUCAACCUCCUCAAUGACCUCAACAACAACGGCGCCAUUGUCCUCACAGUGGGUGGCGUGGAACAAAAGUACAAAGUCCUGGGCAAGCUACCCAAGACCGACACCGCAAUCGACAAACUGACGGACGAGCUCUACGAAGACCUUAAGAGGCGCGAGAAACAAGCUCUGGAACGUCUUACAGAGGUUGUUAACUUUGUUACAUCCCCCAAGUGUUUUGGUCUAUCACUCGCGCAACACUUUGGCAUGGAUCUUCCUUCCAACUCCAAUAAGUGCGGCCACUGCACAUUCUGCUAUCAAGGCCAACGGGUUGCACUGCCGCCUGCUUCACCGAAAAAGGUUGACAGGUCUGCGAUCAACCAAGUGCUCGCAGCGACGGAUGUUCGCGAUGACGCGCGAUUCCUGGCAAGGAUCGCAUUCGGUAUCAAGAGUCCUCGUGUUGGCAAGCUCAAGCUUGACAAGACGAAGGCAUUUAUGUGUAUGGCAGAUCAGGAUUUUGAUGCGAUUUUGAAGGAGUUCAAGAAGGCUUGCAAGGAAAAAGAUGACUGA